Molecule: messenger RNA, 1247 nt
Organism: Onychostoma macrolepis
Lineage: Eukaryota; Metazoa; Chordata; Actinopteri; Cypriniformes; Cyprinidae
Gene: gpn3
Product: GPN-loop GTPase 3
Exons: 8
Coding region: 156-1013 (285 amino acids)
Molecular function (GO): GTPase activity
Source: RefSeq, a predicted model, not a curated record
UGUGCGCGUGCGUUUACAGUGUUUUGACCUCAGCGGGCUUCCGUAGGUGACGGAAAACAGCAUGGCUACUGUAGAUAUUGUAAGUGGAACACAUCGCUGAGGCAAAUAACGUUUUGAAACGGCAUACCAUCUAGUUCUGUUGGAGCAGCAGAACAAUGCCUCGAUACGCGCAGCUAGUGAUGGGUCCUGCCGGAAGUGGAAAGAGUACGUACUGCGCCACAAUGUUAGAGCAUUGUCAGAACCUCAACCGAUCAGUACAGGUGGUGAAUCUGGAUCCAGCUGCAGAGCAUUUUGAGUAUCCUGUCAUGGCAGACAUUCGAGAACUGAUCCAGGUAGAUGACGUUAUGGAGGAUGACUCUCUGAGAUUCGGCCCCAAUGGAGGACUGAUCUUCUGUAUGGAGUACUUCUCCAACAACUUUGACUGGCUGGAGGAGAGUCUUGGUCAUGUGGAGGAUGACUACAUACUGUUUGAUUGCCCUGGUAAGAGAUCGAGCUGUACACAUCUGCCUGUAAUGAAGCAGCUUGUGGAGCAACUGCAGCAGUGGGAGUUUCGCGUGUGUGGAGUCUUCCUGGUCGACUCACAGUUCAUGGUCGAGACCUUCAAGUUUAUCUCUGGAGUUAUGGCUGCUUUGAGUGCUAUGGUGAUGUUAGAAAUCCCACAAGUCAACAUAAUGACCAAAAUGGAUCUACUCAGUCCAAAGUCUAAGAAGGAAAUAGAGAAGUAUCUGGACCCGGAUAUGUACUCAAUGAUGGAGGACAAUUCUGUAUCUUUGACAAGCAAGAAAUUCAGGAAAUUAACCAAGGCCAUAUGUGGUUUGAUUGAUGAUUACAGUAUGGUUCGUUUCCUGCCCUUUGACCGCACUGAUGAGGAGGGCAUCAACAUUGUCCUGCAGCACAUUGAUUUCUCCAUACAAUAUGGUGAAGACCUGGAGUUUAAAGAGCCCAAGGAAAUUGAUGGGGAACCCAGUAACACAAACUUUGAUGAGUUCUUCCAAGACCGAGAUGAUUCUUGAGCAAGGACAGAGAUCAUACUUCAAAGCCACCCAGAUUUGUUCCACUAAUUAAGAGUUUCAAUUAUUUAAAUUAUAUUUUGUGUCGCUGUCAUUCAUAAUGUCAUUAGCUGAAGUAGGCAACCAUAACCUGUGCAAUGCCUCAAACUUAGCAGAGUUUUAUAAAAUGUAAUCCAUUUUUUAGAAGUGCAUAUUUAUUUUUGCAAUAAAAAUAUGGAAAUGACAAAUGUGGUGUUU